AUCAUAAAAACAAAAAAGACGGAUCGAUAUUGGCGCCCUCUUUUUUUCUUGAUCCCUCUCUUCUUCUUCUUCUUUAUUAUUUUUUCUCUGCAUUCCUAUUUUUCUAAUUAAAAGUUACUAAAUAAGCAGAGAAAAGAAAUUGGAAAAAGAAAGAAUUCUUUUAUCGUACUUUUUAAUCCUUUUUUGGAUUUGGAUAAUCGAACCCGCUCUUAUCUAUCGUUAAAUCUGUUGUAUCAGUUAGUUAAAUCGCAAAAUAUAGUUAGCGCCAUGUCAGGACGCAGGCGUACCUUGCUCAAGGUUAUCGUUCUCGGCGACAGCGGGGUUGGCAAGACGUCUUUGAUGAAUCAAUAUGUUCACAAGAAGUUUAGCCAGCAAUAUAAAGCAACAAUUGGUGCUGAUUUUGUGACCAAAGAACUCCAAAUUGAUGACAGGCUUGUCACUCUUCAAAUAUGGGACACAGCUGGUCAAGAAAGAUUUCAGAGUCUUGGAGUUGCAUUUUAUAGAGGAGCAGAUUGCUGCGUUAUUGUUUAUGAUGUUAAUGUUAUGAGAUCAUUUGAUACUCUUGAUAACUGGCAUGAGGAAUUUCUUAAACAGGCAAACCCCCCUGAUCCUAAGACAUUUCCAUUUAUAUUGCUCGGAAACAAGAUUGAUAUUGAUGGAGGAAAUAGUCGAGUGGUUUCUGAGAAGAAAGCAAAAGAAUGGUGUGCAUCGAAAGGAAACAUUCCGUACUUUGAGACAUCAGCAAAAGAGGAUUACAAUGUUGACCCUGCAUUCCUGUCUAUUGCCAAGGCUGCUCUAGCGAAUGAGCGUGAACAGGACAUAUACUUCCAAGGCAUCCCUGAGGCUGUUGCAGAAAGUGAGCAAAGGGGCGGUUGUGCAUGCUGAACUGGUAACACUUAGUUUUGCCAGACUCAUGUCGGCACUCAAGAUUCCCUAAUUUAUCAUUUAAUUUUGGGUUCUCAUGAUUCAUUUUGUCCGUCAAUUGUAUUGUAUUUUUGUAUACCUAGCCCUCGAGACUAAGACGUUAUUGAGUGUUAAAUUGCGGUUUUGAAGAAUUAUUUUAUGGUAGAGUUGAACUGCGUCCAUAGUGGUAUUAAGUCAUUGAUUCACCACGAAUUUCUGUUAGCUUGAUUUAAGAAUUGUUUGCUUCGGAGUAUGAAGUCUUGGAAUAAUCAGACUCGAACUUUGUAUUGCUUGUAGAUUUGUUGUUCUGAAUCUGUUGUGGUUUGCAUUUUUGAGCUCCCACAUGACUGUAAAUGACAAAAGAUUGAUGUUAUAAGAUUUUAGUGUGUUCGAGUUCUCCGA
Molecule: messenger RNA, 1305 nt
Organism: Mercurialis annua (annual mercury)
Lineage: Eukaryota; Viridiplantae; Streptophyta; Magnoliopsida; Malpighiales; Euphorbiaceae
Product: ras-related protein Rab7
Exons: 7
Coding region: 268-885 (205 amino acids)
Cellular component (GO): vacuolar membrane
Molecular function (GO): GTP binding; GTPase activity
Source: RefSeq, a predicted model, not a curated record